GGCCAUUUUCAUUCGAGCCAGGCGCGUCACGCAGCGAAGACCACGCUCGAUAGAUUUAUUUAAGCGUCUUCUUGAUCCUCCGUCGAAGAGGUGGUGAACUUGGUGGUUUACUCUACGUCCGUUUUACUCAUAUUUUGUUCGUAUCGAAGAGUAAUUGAGUGCGCUACGCGCUGCGGUACGCAAAGUGAGACAGUACGGUAAAUUCUUCGAAAUAUAUUCGGCAGAGGAAAUCGGUGCGGUCUGACCGAGGAGCGACCGGCAACGCGAAAGAGGCCAUGGAUCAGAAGUACAGAUCGAUGCCGGGAUUUAAACUGAAAAGUUAAGAUACGGGCUACGUAGUUGGAGAUAUGUUUGGUUUUGGUCAUGACCUGCGAAUGACACGAUAACGGAAUAAAAAUAUUGCGAUAUAUUUAGGAGGGAAAAUUAUCAGAAGCGCGCAACUAUCAUUUGGCAUUGAGUCACUUGUCAGAGAUGAAAAAAAACGGCACGUAACAGUAGCAUAAAAAUUGUGGGAAGGUCUCGAGGUUUCUGGACCGUUUAUCAAGAUGCUGUUGCCAAAAAUGCGAAAAUUAUUCCGCGUCUGGCCCAUUUUAUUAUCAGUAGGGGUAUUGAUCAGCUUGUUCGUGAUCUGGCCACGCCAAUCUGAUCGGUCGAAAAAUCCUCCCUACGAUCCAGACGAUGCUUCCCUGCGACUUCUCGACAGUGAAAAGCGUUACAUGGACAACCGCGGCAUACAAGUAAUCGUGGGUCAUUACAUCGGGGAUUCUGUGGACCCGCUGCAGAGCCCAAACAUUGACCAAGAUUUAUUUUCAGAUCUGUUGAACAAGAACAUGUUUAACCCGCGACCCUACGAGGGUAGGGAUGGCAAUCCGGUGAUGAUACCACCGAAGGACUUCGUCUUGAUGAAGCAGCUCUUCCAGAUCAACAGAUUCAACCUUCUGGCCAGCGAUCGAAUACCGCUCAACAGAUCGCUACCUGACGUGAGGAAAAAAACGUGCAUCGCGCGAUAUUCAGGGUCAAAGCACUUGCCAUCGACCUCAGUCAUCAUAGUAUUCCACAACGAAGCUUGGAGCACAUUGUUAAGGACGGUUCACAGUGUCAUCGGUAGAUCGCCGAGGCAUUUGCUGCACGAGAUAAUUCUUGUAGAUGACUCAAGCAAUCGAGAAUUCCUGGCUGCCCCGCUGGACGAGUAUGUCCGGAACCUUGAGGUACCCACCAGAGUUUUGAGGUCUGGAAAAAGAAUUGGACUUGUGAACGCCAGACUUCUGGGAGCCGGAGACGCGACCGGACAGGUUCUGACGUUCCUCGAUGCCCAUUGCGAAUGCACCGUUGGUUGGCUUGAACCGCUAUUGGACGCUGUCGCUCAGAAUAGAACGAGAAUCGUUUCACCUGUCAUCGACAUCAUUAACGAUGACACGUUCAGUUACACGAGAUCGUUCGAGCUUCACUGGGGUGCCUUUAACUGGGAUUUGCAUUUCCGAUGGCUGACAUUUGGUGGCUCAAAGCUGGAACAACGUCGCGGUGACAUGGUGGCCCCUUUCAAAACCCCGGCAAUGGCCGGAGGACUCUUCUCCAUGAACAGAGAGUACUUCUUUGAGUUGGGCGGUUACGAUGAUCAAAUGCAAAUUUGGGGCGGAGAGAACCUCGAGUUGUCUUUCAGGGCCUGGCAGUGCGGUGGCAGCGUUGAGAUCGCACCUUGUUCCCACGUUGGUCAUUUAUUCCGAAAAUCUUCUCCGUACACAUUUCCAGGAGGUGUUGGCGAUAUAUUGUACUCAAAUUUAGCACGGGUCGCCCUCGUUUGGAUGGACGAGUGGGCCGAGUUUUACUUCAAGUUCAACCCCGCGGCGGAACGACUCAGGGACAAGCAGCAGAUCAGAGGACGACUGGCAGUACGUGAACGACUACAGUGCAAAGGCUUUGAAUGGUACCUGGACAAUGUGUGGCCACAACACUUCUUCCCGAAGGAUGAUCGAUUUUUCGGAAAGAUAAUUCACGCCGUCACUGGAGACUGCCUGAUGCGUCCUGUAACCAAGGGUACCUACACCCAGCCCUUUGGUAACGCUGAUAUGGAACCGUGCAUCUCGCCACCCCAACUUAGCCAAAUGUUCGUGAUGACGUCUGAUGGUGUUAUCGUCACAGACGAAAGUGUAUGCCUCGAUGCUCCGGAGCGUGAUACUCGUCACGAGAAACCAAAGGUCAAAAUUAUGGCGUGUAGUGGUCUUCGAAGGCAAAAGUGGCAAUACGAUGCUAAGAGAAAGACCCUGGUCCAUCUUGGCUCUAAAAUGUGUCUUCAAUUGAGUCUGAAGAAGUCAGACGGUUUAGUCAUCGCGACCUGCAACAGAAGCGCUGAGCAGCAAUGGGAGCUGGAAGCGGUACCUUGGAAGUAAAUUCCGUCCUUUUCAUGCGCGAGAACAAAUUUUUGUAGAUAAUAUUCUUAUUUACGUUUGUACAAUAUUUACAACUUUUAUCAGCACCUGUGUA
Neodiprion fabricii is the source of this 2481-nucleotide messenger RNA. RefSeq names its product polypeptide N-acetylgalactosaminyltransferase 3-like. The transcript has 11 exons. The record is from RefSeq and is a predicted model, not a curated record. NCBI's taxonomy places the organism in Eukaryota, Metazoa, Arthropoda, Insecta, Hymenoptera, Diprionidae. Bases 546 to 2387 code for a protein of 613 amino acids. Gene Ontology annotation, cellular component: Golgi apparatus.